Armigeres subalbatus is the source of this 2298-nucleotide messenger RNA. Its product is annotated as thioredoxin domain-containing protein 9. Gene Ontology annotation, biological process: microtubule cytoskeleton organization. Gene Ontology annotation, cellular component: cytoplasm. Lineage: Eukaryota; Metazoa; Arthropoda; Insecta; Diptera; Culicidae. The transcript has 2 exons. Bases 486 to 2033 code for a protein of 515 amino acids. The record is from RefSeq and is a predicted model, not a curated record.
CGUUCCGUUGUGGUUGAAUUUCGUGUGUCUCGUCCGGUGGUCAGUGGAAGGAUUUUCGCGGAUUUUCUAUUAAAAUUAAAUUAACAGGGAAAUUACCAACCGAGAAGGAUCAAAACCAGCUUCGUGAUCCGUAAAGGCGUAAAAGUGUCGUUCGCGGUUAAAAAUUCAAAGUGUUGUUAAGUUCAUAGCCAGUGAGGCAAAAUUUGUGGCAAGUGGAACGAAGAAUCCUAAGAAAAAGGUCCCGUCUCCAACGGUUUUAAAGUGCCGAUUCGACCGGAAGAAAAGUGUUAAACCUUUGUGUGCGAAGGUACAUAAUUUGAAAAUCAAAAUUUGAUUUAAUUUGGAAAUUGUGGAAGCAGCAGCAAUCAGCGAGAUCCGUACUCUGGAAAUUUGGAUUAGGUGAAUAGAGGAGCAGAACGAUUCACAAGGAUCAAGGAGCGGACAACACACAAACGAGGAAAAAAAGACAAACAUCUCCAAGAAAAAUGUCACUACAAGUGCAAUCAAGUCAACAGCCGACGUCCGGCCGCCGCACUCCUCAGAUCUACCAAUCCCUCGGUAGCACAACCACUGCGACAACGCCACCAACCAAUGGUAACACCGCGAAAGGAUCAUCCAAACUGUCGCUGAAAAGUGGGAAGCAAAGUCCCGUGGUUGAAAUCUCCACCAGAGAGUCCCCGGUUCCGAAGGAAUCCACCAAGUCGCCAAACGUGGUAGUGGCCGUCACCAAGUUGGAAAACACUCCCACCGGUGGUUCCUCUAGCUCGCCGAAAGCAGCUGAGAAGCCAAAAGACGAAAAAAAGGAAAAAGCAGCUACCAAUGGAAACUCCAAUGGUACCCACAGUGAGAAAGAAACUAACGGUAAGCAUGUGGAACCGGAGAAGGUAACGACCGAAACUCCCAAGAAAGAAUCCACCGAGAAAGUUUCCCAAGAUAAUACGCAAAAAAGUCCAAACUCCACACCGCAAAAGCAAAAACCGGAAUCAAUUCCCGUUGAACAACCCAGGACACCUGAGAGUGCCAGCAAAAAAUCCAAGGAUUCGCCAGUGGUUACUCCGGAGCAAACAAAAAAAGUUGCCAAUCCCCAGGCCAAUGAGAAGAAAACGAAGGGAUUCACGGCAGAAGGGGAUGAGAUGGAAUCGCUGGUCGUUGAACCAUCCGAGUAUGAAGACUCUCCUAUGCCACCUCGUACGGGUGGCAAAACUAAGUUGCUCAAAUAUUCCGGAGUGCCACCGACUCGGGCUCGAAUUAGUCCGUUCCGCGUGAAAGACGCUACGAUCAAUGCUAGCACAGUCGCAAAUCUCAGCACCGUCAGCGAGGGACAGGACAGUGCCACAAAAUCCAAGGAUGUCUCACUGGAUUCGGAGCAGUCUUCUGCUCUGGGUAUGCGUCCGCUGCGUGCAAUAUCCGGUCGCCGUGGCAUGCGCCCAAUCUCUGAUAUCCAGUUUACAUAUCGCAAAUCCACGGAACUGAACGAAUCCGCUUCGAGUUUGAACGUAACCGUUGGUUCCGAAAUCCACAAUGACAGUCUCCGCACCCCAGCCCCAGGAUCGUCUCGCAAGCGUAAAGCCAUGACCCCGGAAUCCACUUCGGAUGCCUUGGAUGUGAAGGAAAGCACUGACAGUCCGAAACGCACUCGUUUGGAUUUCAGCGGCUUCCUCGGUAUUGUUGCCAGUCCUGUAACCAUGCUCAAGAACCGUCUUUCGCGAGUUCGGCUCCAGGCCAGCACACCGGUGGCCAAGCGAAACUUUGACGAGGAGGAUCUCACCACCUGUAUCCAAGCCGAAGCCACGACUACCACUGCCAAUAUCUCGGGGGAAGCGGCCAAGAUGGAUGUGGACCCAGCGGCGGGAGCGGAUGACAAAGUUGAAGAAGUUCAAAAGUCAGAGGAAGCUGCAGAAGAACAACCCACCGAACUCCUCAACAAAGAAGAUGAAGCAGCUAAAGACGUGGAUGGUGCAGGAGAUGUCAGCGAAUCGCCGGUCGAAGUGAAAGAUGUCACCAACAAACGACAGUUCUGUGUUGUGAUGUAAAUCGAAUUCCUCUCAAUGUCCUCCUCAAAAUUCACUUUCUCUGAACAUCUUGCAUUAUGUACCUUGGUCCCUUGUAUUAUCGGAAAUUUGAUUUUCCAUUUGUGUCCGCUAGAUUCAGGCUGCUACAGCUCGUGUGAACCGUUUAUCAAACACGGUUUAAAUUUUAGUAAAGCAGUUUUAUAUAAUCGGAAGAACAUGAUGUUCUUUCUUAACAGUGAAAAUUAAUAAAAAAUAUUAAGUUUUAGUUUGCCUUUAUCUUCUAAAA